This is a messenger RNA of Aspergillus pseudotamarii, 1735 nucleotides long. RefSeq names its product DUF3431 domain-containing protein. NCBI's taxonomy places the organism in Eukaryota, Fungi, Ascomycota, Eurotiomycetes, Eurotiales, Aspergillaceae. The transcript has 3 exons. Bases 355 to 1296 code for a protein of 313 amino acids. The record is from RefSeq and is a predicted model, not a curated record.
CUUCUCGGUCCUUUUCCUUUCUUUUCUUCUUUCAAGCGCGUUGACUAUCAUUCAUAUUUGCCAGUUUGUCUUUUUAUGUCCUUCCUUUUAAUUUCAUAUUAUUCAAUUUUCUUUUUUAAUAUACUAACCCUCAUUUCCCUUCAUUGUCAAUUCCUUCCGCUACCCUCCCUUUUUUAAGUUCAAUUGGCUGUCACCAGCAUCCAGGUCCUCCAGUUCUUAUAUGCAUACGAGGCGCCAGUGAACGAUCAGUACCCCUGUGUACUGCGCUAUAUGAUAUCCCUAGUACCCGAGUAAACACCGUGUGGCAAAUACCACGCAUGAACUGUCGCUCAUCUACCCCCUCGAAACUUCACAAUGAGAUGCGGCUUUAGGUUAGCAUUAUGCGCAUGCCUACUACUCAUCGUCCCACUAUACCUAUUAAAACUCCACCUAGAGGAAAUAUGCAGUCAGUAUCGCGCAGGCGCAUACUUAAUAGAUUGGCUGAACUCCAAGGUUCCCCACCAUGAGGGCUUAUCCCACUACCACGCAAAACUAGGGGACAAAGUGAUUGUGAUGGCCAGACUGGAAGAAGAACCCACCGAAUGGGUCGAGCAAGAACUUCCUGACUGGCAACGUGCGAUAUACAUUGUCAACCCCUCGAAUAAAACCAAAGCAGACAAACACAAACUGAAAACCACCCUCAACAAGGGCCACGAAUCUAUGGCCUACCUCACGUAUCUGAUUGACCAUUAUGACAACCUUCCUUCCACAAUCGCUUUCCUCCACGCCCACCGCGCCGGCUUCUUCAUGGCCUGGCAUGUCGAUGCGCCUUUGCACGACAAUGUAGCCGCGAUGCGCGCUUUACAGCUUGAUUUCAUUCAACAGAACGGUUAUGUCAACCUCCGUUGCAAUUGGAACCCCGGAUGCAAGGAGGAACACCGCAUGAAUCGCCAUGUAACGCAACAGGUCUGGGAAGAAGUAUUCGAAGGGACCAGCACCCCGCCUCUAAACACAACCACUUCACCCGCCAUUACAGACGACCCCUCGUCAGAGAACCGUCAAACCCAGAAAUUCCUCCAAGCACCCCAACUCGUCGGCGCAGCAUGCUGCGCGCAGUUCGCUGUGUCACGCGAACAGGUCCUGAAACGACCCCGAGAAGACUACGUCAAGUUCCGCCAAUGGGUCAUCGACACAGAAAAGGACGACGCCAGUAGCGGACGAAUCAUGGAAUUCCUCUGGCAUGUCAUAUUCGGCAAGGAGUCCGUAUACUGUCCAGACGAGGAACUCUGCUACUGCCAAGUAUACGGCAAAUGCUAGGACGUUCGCGUUCCUAAGAUACAUAUAUAUUGUACACCAGCCACGAUCAUCUUAUUUUGUGGGUUUUCCCGCAGAUAUUUAUCCCAUGUACUCUCUUUAUUCUUUUAAGCAUGCAUUUCUGGGAUUAGACAGGCGUUGUUAGAGGACUUUCGUCCGUUCGGAUAUACCCGUCUGAAUCAUCUUUGUUAUUUCUUCCGGUACGGUUUAGAAAGCAUGUGAGUAUAUUGAAAUAUAUUUUCUAUCUGUUUCAUACUACUGCGCAACUACAACAUUGUUGGUAUAGUGACUUAGUGCGGUAACAGACCUCCCACUAUGAUUUCGGAUUUAGGGUAAAGAUACAUCGACGAGGGUCAAAAGUCGCCUCAGCGACUUAUGCCAGAUAUGAAAUCCGGAAUUCUCUAGUUUACUGUUACAGAGUCAGAUAGCCUAUGCUUUAUUG